AGGCGCUGUGCGCGGCUCUAUUGUCUCGGCUCCGGGAGCCCUCGGGAAGCCCGGCUGGGGACGGCCGGGGACGCACCAGCACCAGCCCGACGCCCUUUACAGCCCUCGCGGCCCCAACGGAGCCAGACUCCCGCGGUGGGACUGCUGCUUGGCCCGGUCUGCCCGCCCGGUCUUCGUAUGCGGAGCGGCGCUUGGGCAGCCGCGCUCUCUUUCCGCCGCCGCCGCCUUCCGUAGGGCGGGACCCCCAGCUGUCCCCGCCGUGGAUGAGCCCGGGAGGCGCGGCGGGCCGCCCGUUGGGGCGCGGCGGCGGCGGCGGCUGCCGCUGCUGCACGGAGAGGCGGAGACGGGGAGCGCGGCCGCCGGUGGGGCUGGCCGCCGUUGCACGAUGCCGGGGGGCCUGAGCGCCUAGUGGCCCUCCCUGGCUGGCUGGCGGGCAUGGGGGGCAAGCAGAGCACGGCGGGCGCCACGGCGGCGGGGCGCUCGCGCGGAGGAGGCGGCGGCGGCGGAGGCCCCGUGGCCAGCGACGACAGCGCGGUGCCGCCGCCCGGGGGAGCCCCGCACUUCGGGCACUACCGCGGCGGAGGCAGCGGCGGCGGCGGAGGCGGUAGCAGCAGCGGAGGAAGCGGCGGCGGGAGCUCGGCGAUGGGGCUGCGCAGCCGCUCCGUCAGCUCCGUGGCCGGCGUGGGCGUGGGGAUGGGCGGCGUGGAGCCGGCUGGCGCCGGCAGCGUCCCCUUCGGCCUGUACGCGGCGGCGGCAGCGGCCGGCACCGGCACGACCACCCCGGCCACCCCCACGGCGGCGGCUUCCUCGGGCGACUCGGAGCGGGAUGCAGGCGGCGGGUCGGGCGCGGACUCCGCCCCCUACGGCCAUGGCAACGGUUACCAGGAGACGGGAGGCGGUCACCACAGAGACGGGAUGCUGUACCUGGGCUCCAGGGCCUCGCUGGCCGAUGCUCUACCUCUCCACCUCGGACCCCGGUGGUUCAGUUCGCACAGCGGUUUCAAGUGCCCCGUUUGCUCCAAAUCAGUGGCUUCCGAUGAAAUGGAAAUGCACUUUAUCAUGUGUCUGAGCAAGCCCCGUCUGUCCUACAACGACGACGUGCUCACCAAGGAUUCCGGCGAAUGUGUCAUUUGCCUAGAGGAACUCCUACAAGGAGACACGAUAGCCCGGCUGCCCUGCCUCUGCAUUUAUCACAAGAGCUGUAUAGAUUCCUGGUUUGAAGUCAACAGAUCCUGCCCAGAACACCCGUCAGAUUGACCACAGGAUCCCACCCGGACUUCUUUCCAGGUCAUCUCACCAUCCACCCUUCUUCCACACACCCACUCCCAACUUCCUCUAAACCAGCUCUGGGACAGCCCCUCCCUAAAGGCAGCCUGGGCCUUUUAGUGUUCAGUUCUGGACUUCAGAGGCAGGGAAGACCCCGCAACAAGCAACUGUCGCUCCGCGAGGCCAUACUUGGGGUACCGUCCUCCAGUCCAGGCAGGGGGACGAAGAAGAGGGCCUGGGGCAGGAGCCAGAGGCCGUGGGCCCCGCCACCCCACAGCAACGCCAUAAUGUUUGUUUGGACUAGAGCCGGCCACGAGCAAAAUGGAUCAAGGACUCUUCCUUCCUGCCCACAUGCAGGUUCCUUUUUGCACGGGGGGGGGGGGGGGAGGUGGUAGUUUACCCCUCCCUUUUUAUUUUCUUGGAACAACAAGGCCAUUUUCCCCCUCCCCUCCUGCCUCCCCCCCCACUCUCCCCAGCCUGGAGGAGGAGGAGAAUCAGGUGUUUUUUGUGGCAUUUUUCUGAAGGUGUUGUAAGUUUUCCUUUUCAAAUGUUUACAAAACAGCCACGUCGUGUCAACCAGCGUGCCAGGUGAUGUUUAUAAGGCUGCAUUCUCGGGCAGGUGGGGAGCAGAACUUCCAAGACCUUUUUUCUUUUCUCCUCCAUCAACAACCCCCCCCCCCAUUGCCAAAAGUCCUUUUACUCUUUCUUCCUCCCCCCACUCCCCUCUCGACCUCCGUGCUGGCUUCAGGGGCUGUUGCAAGUCUCCUGCAACAAGAUCAGUUUUCGGCCCUUUGUGGAGCGCAGGACUGGCCUUUUUCUUAAAGCAACACAAACAGAGGAUACAACACCCACCCACACACAAAGACACAGUCCUGCCCUGCCAGUCCACAAUUGAGCACGAAGCAAAGCCUGGCUGAGCCACAGGGUUGGGGAAUUGGGGUGGGGGAACCUCUGAUGGACGGUUUUGACCCGCAAGGAAAAAAAAAAGUAUCUGUAUUUAUAUAGGAAAAAAAACGAAAAAACGAAAACAAACUUUAAAAAUGACAAAAAGGAAAAAAAAAAUCAAAGCUUGGGAAGGUCAAACUUCCCCUAUUAGUCAAGUGUUUUGAUAUGGUAUUCAAUAAUGCUCAAUAAAAUAGUCACUGUUAUUUUAUUUCCAGGUAUUCUUAUUUGUCUUGAUGGAUUUGGGAUGCGAGGGGACGACUGAGCAUUUGGUGGGUUUACCACCCCUCUUUUUAAACUUGGAAAUGGGAGUCCCUUGAAGUGGACAUGUAUGGGGGAUGUAGCAAUGUUUGUGAGCAGUGUUCUGGUUAAGCCACAAUCUGAAAACAGGGUGGUUGUUUUUUUUUAAAAAAAAGGAAAUAAUCUACCGUAUUUUUCAGA
Thamnophis elegans (Western terrestrial garter snake) is the source of this 2649-nucleotide messenger RNA. RefSeq names its product zinc and ring finger 1 (gene ZNRF1). The coding region runs from base 436 to 1257 and encodes 273 amino acids. The transcript is spliced from 5 exons. The record is from RefSeq and is a predicted model, not a curated record. NCBI's taxonomy places the organism in Eukaryota, Metazoa, Chordata, Lepidosauria, Squamata, Natricidae.